AUGAAUCAAAAGCAAAAAUCAUUUAAAAAUUUACAUCAAUGUUUAAGUCGUAAUACAAAACAAGAAAAAGUAACUGAAAGAUAUAGAUAUUUUUAUUUAUUUGAACAACAUCAACAACAACAACAAGUUAGAUUUGUAAAAUUAUUAGAUUUAGUUUAG
Heterostelium album PN500 is the source of this 159-nucleotide messenger RNA. RefSeq lists its product as uncharacterized. The record is from RefSeq and is a predicted model, not a curated record. The transcript has 3 exons. NCBI's taxonomy places the organism in Eukaryota, Evosea, Eumycetozoa, Acytosteliales, Acytosteliaceae. Bases 1 to 159 code for a protein of 52 amino acids.